AUGGCGGUGGCGGUGAGCUCCGACGGGGCCCGCGUGGUGGUGGGGGCCCAGAUGGACGACGACCAGGGCGACGAUUCUGGCUCCGUGCACGUCUUCGACGGUACCACCGGCGAGAGGCUGCUCAAGCUUGUGGCGAGUGAUGGGGCCGCAUACGACUAUUUCGGAAUGGCGGUGGCCGUGAUCUCCGACGGGGCCCGCGUGGUGGUGGGGGCCUACAAUGACGACGACCAGGGCGGCGAAUCUGGCUCCGUGUACGUGUUCGACACCAUCGUCACCACCAGGACGGCCACGAGUUCCGCGACGUCAAGCAUUUCUACCACCAAGACAACCACCGAGACAACCACCGAGACCAUCAAGACUUCCGCGACGACCACCAAGACGGCCACGACGACCAUUGAUACGGGCACGAGUUCGGCCAUAUCAAACACCACAGCCACCACCGAGCCAGGGGAAGUAAUUCAAAUUGCAGUCUUGAUCUUGGCUGGUGCCUGGAUCUUGUUCUUGGGCUGCGGUGUCGCGCUGGGCUGCCUGGUGAGGCGCGGGCUUGUAAGGGGCCCAACACCCUAG
Molecule: messenger RNA, 567 nt
Organism: Prorocentrum cordatum
Lineage: Eukaryota; Dinophyceae; Prorocentrales; Prorocentraceae
Source: the annotation of a GenBank genome assembly